Tetrahymena thermophila SB210 is the source of this 903-nucleotide messenger RNA. RefSeq names its product glycosyl hydrolase family 16 laminarinase. Gene Ontology annotation, biological process: carbohydrate metabolic process. NCBI's taxonomy places the organism in Eukaryota, Ciliophora, Oligohymenophorea, Hymenostomatida, Tetrahymenidae. The record is from RefSeq and is a predicted model, not a curated record. Gene Ontology annotation, molecular function: hydrolase activity, hydrolyzing O-glycosyl compounds. The transcript has a single exon.
AUGCAAUAAAAAAUGAAAAGUAUUAAAAAUUCGUUUGCAUUUAUUUCAAUAUGUGCAUGCCUUUUUGUUCUCGCUUCUGCAACUCAUGAUACUACUUGUGGCCAGUCAUAGCAUCCUGAUGUUAUUAACUACUAAGAUUUUACUUUGUAAUUUGAAGAUCAGUUUAAUAAAAUAGAAAUAAAUACUUAGUAUUGGAAUGUUAGUGAUAAUUUAAUUAGAACUAAUUAACAAUUUUAAAUUUAUACUAAAGAAAAUGUGAAAAUAAAAGAUGAUAACUUGGUUUUAAGCGCACAAUAUAAACCCACGACUUUGGAGCAAAAAAAAUAUGACUAUUCAGGAGGUUAUUUGGACACUACAGGAAGUAUAGGUUUUAAAUUUUAAUAUGGCUAUGCUGAAGCAAGAAUUAAAUUACCUAAAUUAUAAUUCUAGGAUUCAUCUUUUCCAGCAUUCUGGGCUCUUCCUCAUCCUGCUUAUAACUCAAGAUGGCCAUAUUCAGUAGAAGUAGAUAUAAUGGAGUAUUGCAACGUUUGUAGUGGCAGUGAUACAAAUGAUUAUAUCUAUGGCGCAAAUAUUUAUGGCAAUAGAUAAUAAUAUGGAGAUUGUAGAAUUUGGUAUAGAUCUACAAUGAAACAAAUUACAUUCACUGAUUACCACCUUUAUGGAUGGUUUUGGACUGAAAAAGAAAUGACCUUUUAUAUUGAUGGUGUGGCUUAUUAUAGCUAUAUUUUUAAUGAUCCUUCAAACAACAAAAGUAUAGGUUGUCCUGUAGUUAUUCCUGAUAAAGAAUUCAUCUUGAUUUUUGAUUUUGCAGUCAUAGAGAAAUAUGCAAAACCUGAACAUUACAAAGAACCUAAAGAAAUGUAUGUUGAUUAUGUUAAAGUUUAUUCACUUAAUAAAAAAUGA